GACUGGAUAGCAGUAAUAGAACCUCCCCUGUCAGGUCCGGGAGCCGGUGUGUAAGGGACCCAAUUACAGUGUAAAUGUAGCCUAAAACUCCCCUUCGACUGUUAAUAUGUCGCUAUAGCUGUAGACUAUGGACGCAAUGAACUUUUUCUAUAUUCCCCAUCAUCAUAGCUGGUAGCCAGCAGGGCGGGAAGGUCAUUGUGUGGCGGCUUGCUAUCAAUAACACCAGACACCUCAGGAGUGUGGUCCCUGGAAAGUUGUGAUUACCACACACGUUUAUAACGUAGAGGAGCAGGGGUUUAUGACGUAGCUAUAGGACGUCACGGCUCCUCAGGUCACCCCCGCGUGAAGCGCUCGCAGUCGGGACAGGGGAGCUCCUCACCUCUGCACAUGCGCCUCCUCGGGUCUUCCCUAUGCGCGGGAGGGGGGAGCUCCUGCAGACCACGGCUCUGUGCUGCUGCUGCUGCUGAGGCUGUCACUGCUGCACUCUCCGCCGCCUCCGCCGCUCUCUGUCAUCGCCUGCACCUGCCGGAGGAAAGCGCAGUGUAAGGUUUUCAUCCAUCGAGGAUCAAAAAUGGAUUAACCAUUAGGCAACAAAUAGGAUUUCAAAGUGGAAAAUUUUCCUUACCAGGUGGUACAGGAAAUGUGUGAAAUGCUCAUCUAGACGUGGAUCCUGUACUAAGUAUAUUGUCAACUAAACCAAAAAGGAAAUUGAAAGACAGAAAAAAAAGAGUGGAUUUUUUAAUCUUUACGCUUGAGACAUCGAUCAAAUUUUGUGUGAUUGUUGCCGGAAUCAUUCCUCGACAAGCUGAAACUCUGUAUACAUUUUUAAUGUAUUUCCUCUACAUGACAAAUAACUAGCUAUUUGUCAGCUGGAAGGGAUGGUACAUUCUAUUCUCAGAUGAGAUAUGGUACAAGAUGAUACUUUAAUAUGACAACUAGCAGUCGUUCAUGUCCUCUACCAGCUGUAAACGGACAUAUGAAUCACUAUCCAGCCACCCACUAUCCCUUCUUAUUUCCUCCUGUCAUUGGUGGGUUGCCUUUGCCACUUCAUGGAUACCAAGGCCAUCCUCCCACAAGCAGUUGCAGUACUCCGUCUCCUGCAACCAUCGAAACACAGAGUACUAGCUCCGAGGAGCUGGUGCCGAGUCCCCCAUCCCCACCCCCUCCUCCUCGAGUUUACAAACCCUGUUUUGUGUGUCAGGACAAGUCAUCAGGAUAUCACUAUGGAGUCAGUGCAUGCGAGGGGUGCAAGGGCUUCUUCAGGCGGAGUAUUCAGAAGAACAUGGUUUACACGUGUCACAGGGAAAAGAACUGUGUUAUCAAUAAAGUGACACGGAAUCGCUGUCAGUACUGCAGACUACAGAGGUGCUUUGAAGUGGGAAUGUCCAAAGAAUGGAAGGCUGUCAAUCAUUCAGUGAGACCCCCCACUGGACUCAUAAGCCAUGAAAGAGAAGAUACUUCAAUCACAGUCAGAAAUGACAGAAACAAGAAGAAGAAAGAACCCUCGAAACAGGAGUGCACAGAGAACUAUGAGAUGACAGCCGAGCUCGAUGACCUGACAGAGAAAAUCAGAAAAGCCCAUCAAGAAACCUUCCCCUCCCUGUGUCAGUUGGGAAAAUACACUACGAAUUCCAGUGCUGAUCACCGUGUACGGCUAGACCUCGGUCUAUGGGAUAAAUUUAGUGAACUUGCAACAAAGUGCAUUAUCAAAAUAGUGGAAUUUGCAAAGCGGUUGCCUGGAUUUACAAGCCUGACCAUUGCAGAUCAGAUCACUCUACUAAAAGCCGCCUGUCUGGAUAUUUUGAUCCUUAGAAUUUGCACAAGAUACACUCCAGAUCAGGACACAAUGACUUUCUCAGAUGGCCUUACUCUCAACCGAACUCAGAUGCACAAUGCAGGGUUUGGUCCACUCACAGACCUUGUGUUCACAUUUGCCAACCAGCUCCUACCCCUAGAAAUGGAUGACACAGAGACCGGCCUCCUCAGUGCCAUCUGCCUAAUUUGUGAAGACCGUCAGGAUCUUGAAGAGCCGGCUAAAGUAGAUAAGCUGCAGGAGCCAUUACUGGAAGCAUUGAAAAUUUAUAUCCGAAAGAGAAGACCCAACAAACCCCAUAUGUUUCCAAAGAUUUUAAUGAAGAUCACAGAUCUUCGCAGCAUUAGUGCAAAAGGUGCAGAACGUGUUAUCACAUUGAAGUUGGAAAUACCCGGAUCGAUGCCGCCCCUUAUUCAGGAAAUGUUGGAGAACUCAGAAGGCCACGAGGCAUCCAGUCCAAGUGAGAAUGCACCAGAGCACAGUCACAACAUCUCAACCAAUCAAGAGGAGGAGCGGGUCAGCAAAUGUGCGCAGGUGCAAUAAGGCCCGACUCCCCACAAGACAUUCCCAACACAAUAUGCACACAGGGAUGACAAGCAAAGAAGCAUUUUUUUCCCAUCCCCGUUGCUGAAUUUGCAGAUCCAAAACAUGUUCAGAUUCCUCAGCAAGACAAGACCAAGCUGGUUUCCAUUUAUAUAAACCUAUAUACUUUUGCUGUUUACAUUCUUAACUUUGCUGGACUAUUACAAAUAGAAGAAACCACACUAAAAGCAGCCAUUUUACAGAACAAGAAAUAAAGCUAUGUCUAUUUUCUCUUCCGAUCAUCAGAUUGCAUGAUCUUUGAAGACUUUGUACAUAACCUAUUUACUGUUCUUUCGGCUGGAUGUUCGGUGCUUUCCUUCUGUCUUGCAUACAUAAAAUGAUCAAGACAAGGUAAAAAAGAAAAGAAAAAAAAAAAUGUAAAAAGAAAAAACUACAAAAACAAAUGGACUGUUGUACGUGUCCAUGUAAGGAAAAAUAGACUGACUGUCAUAUAGGUCAUAACAUGCCCUCAACUGCAUUGCGUCUAUUCCCCUCCUCUGAGGAGGUUGUGGAAGAACAUUCACUACAUUAUCUGAAGCCAGUUUUGUAUCUGAGUAACUGCCUGUUCCGUUAGAAGACAUUAUUGUAGAGUUGUCAGUGUCACUUUAAGAAGGUGGAUCAAACAGAUGUGAUUGUUUUGGUGGAUGAUAUUUACAGGUGCAUUACUGCAGUAAUUGUAGCCUCAAAGGCACUUUCCAGUGUUACAAUGUUUUGUCUGUUUUCUUUUAUUUUUCAUGUUUACCUGUUCACAAGCCAUUAGAGAAAUGUUUGUGUGUGGUUCACUACUUAUGAGUGGGUAUUGCAUAAAAGGCCCCAGUCCCCUUUAAUUUCCCAGAAUACAUCUCUCCUGUGCUUAAAGGGGUACUCUGCUGCUCAACGUUUGGAACAAACUGUUCCGAACACUGGAGCCAGGAGCUUGUUAUGUCACGCUCCGCCCCCUCAAUGCAAGUCUAUGGGAG
This is a messenger RNA of Hyla sarda, 3354 nucleotides long. It is a transcript of the gene RARB, whose product is annotated as retinoic acid receptor beta. The coding region runs from base 929 to 2356 and encodes 475 amino acids. Gene Ontology annotation, molecular function: RNA polymerase II cis-regulatory region sequence-specific DNA binding; zinc ion binding; nuclear receptor activity. Gene Ontology annotation, cellular component: nucleus; transcription regulator complex. The transcript has 11 exons. Lineage: Eukaryota; Metazoa; Chordata; Amphibia; Anura; Hylidae. Gene Ontology annotation, biological process: retinoic acid receptor signaling pathway; regulation of transcription by RNA polymerase II; cellular response to corticotropin-releasing hormone stimulus. The record is from RefSeq and is a predicted model, not a curated record.